AUGGGCUUGACAUUCGGCAACGUCACAGCGAAGAAGUCCUCUCCAGGUUACCCAGUGCAUGGCGUUGUUCUGCCUGGGGGAAACGAACCUGCAGAUUCUGUCUCCACUGGCGGCUUGGGUUUAGUCCAGACGUCCCUGGGUUUACCCUGCAACAUCGGGUGCUUAAGCUCGUGGUCGUCAUCGUUAGUCGUCUCCAAUGUCGUGGAAGAAUGCCCACGAUCAGGUGUGGCAUUUCCGGAAUCGAACUCAAGCGGUCGGUGGAAUGAAGGAGAAAGUGAAUACAACCCCCCUAUCCCACCGACAUUGAUAGAUCCGCUAUUCCAAGGCUUGGACAAAAUAUCAAGACACUACCUCACCUAUUUUUUGCUGACAGAUGCGGCAGUUGAUCGCAAUUUUUGUAAACUGAUGGUACUCUUCGAAGUCCCUCACAACAAUCCAUAUCGCCGUCUUAUUCAGAUGGUUAAUGUUUCCUCUGGUUUGUGCGCCGCAAUGGCUGCAAUCGGCGCAUGUCACCAUUUACACAUUCUUCACUAUUCAGACCAAUCGCAGCCGGUCGAGCGCUCCUGCAAAAGCAAAGGAUCGCUGUUAGAGGAUGGCGAACAAUUCGCGCGCUCGCCUAAUCCAAAUGUACGAGUUGCAUAUCAGCAUCUGUUACUUCUGAAGCAUCGAGCGCUUUGUCAACUGGAGCAAACCUUGUCAAAUCCCAAGACGCGAGGAGAAGAUGCACCAAUUGCUUCCGCACUUCUCCUAAUGGUUCUUGACAUGGUAGAAUCAGGGCGCGGGACUUGGAAACUCCAUGUCGAAGGUGCCAAGAAGCUGCUCCAGGGUCGUAUUUUCCCGCUGCUAGCGAAGGCCUCGGAUGGGGCGUCACCAUUGCCUCGUGCAAUCUACGAUGGCUUUAAUAUGUUCCUAGCAGGAAGCUGUCUGACUUUCGACAUCAUGGGCUCCACUCUCACUCCGUCCGGGAGUUGGUCUGAACCGAUAUCAUCACAUCUUAUAACAUCACCAAAUCUUCUAUCAGAUACUGAGAAAAAAGUUUGGCUUGGUUGUCCGGGUUCCCUGCUCCGCAUAAUCCUUUACAUUUCAUCCCUACGGCAUACAGCAAGUUCACCACAAACCCUCGCGCCGAGAGUAAAUAUCUCCACCAUUUUAUCUCAAAUUAAUGCUUUCGACCCAGAACGUUGGACGCGAGAUAUUUAUUCUUCCCUGUAUACUGGCACGGAGUAUCAGGUCUCUGACCACCAUUUAUCAAGGGGAUCUCAUUGGCGCACUCCUCCUGUUCUUGAAUCAUCUGAUUCCACGGACAGUAACAUUCCAUUUUCAAACUCGGAUGCGCUCUACCACCUUGCUUCAGCAUAUAAAAUUACCAUCACCAUUUAUGCUAUCCGGAUCCUCUUGCACCCGUCGCCUGACGAAUGCACCUUCUUUGCGGAGCAGGUCACUAUAGUACUAAACCACCUCUCCCUCAUCCCUCCGACAUCUGAACUGUUUAAGAGUAUAUUGUGGCCGACAUUUAUAGCGGGUGCGGAAUGCCGCUGUCCAGAGCAGAGAACUUGGUUCCAUGAUAAAUUAGACCAGAUGUGGCGCCAGUGCUGGACUUUAAAUAUACGAGAGGCCAUGCGCAUGUUGGAUGUUAUUUGGAGACGCGAAUAUCAACACGACGGGGACUGGGCGGCGGAUUUUGAUCGGUUAGGUGCUAAUUGGCUAUUUAUUUGA
This is a messenger RNA of Histoplasma capsulatum G186AR, 1716 nucleotides long. RefSeq lists its product as uncharacterized. The transcript is spliced from 3 exons. NCBI's taxonomy places the organism in Eukaryota, Fungi, Ascomycota, Eurotiomycetes, Onygenales, Ajellomycetaceae. The coding region runs from base 1 to 1716 and encodes 571 amino acids. The record is from RefSeq and is a predicted model, not a curated record. Gene Ontology annotation, molecular function: transcription cis-regulatory region binding; DNA-binding transcription factor activity. Gene Ontology annotation, cellular component: nucleus. Gene Ontology annotation, biological process: positive regulation of transcription by RNA polymerase II.